UGGGAAUUCCGCCAGCUAAAGAAACAGGUUUUUAAUUUGUAUACACCUGAGAGCUGAAAGAAAGAUCAGCCGCGGUCAGUCGAAUUAGCGAGAUGCGAGCGUUCGGAGUGGAAUUUCUGCUGCUCUUCGGCGUCGUCGGCGCCGAACUUUGCGAAAAACACUUUCGCAGCAGAAUAGAAAAGGGCAAAUUGACCGCGAAAGGAGAUCUGGAAACUGAAGAUGGAAUUCUGCACGCCAAGGGCACUUUUUGGAAGGACUCGGGAGAUUCGUUUUGGGCUUGCCCGUGUCUCACUGGCUCGUGUUUGUGGAUUUGCAAUAAAGAUUUAAUCAAGAGAAUAGAAGAAACGUUUAACGUGACCUUCAAUUUAAACAGCACAAUCGAGAUUUGGGAUGUGAACAACAGUUCGCGUCAGGUUGUGCUGAAAGAGCAUUUCAAACUCGUCCAAGAUUCAAAGUGUUCUCAUCCUGUGCUACUUGAACCAGAGGUUGUCGAUUUGGAUGAGCACAGAAUUCUCGCAAAUGGCACUCUUCACUACACACAUGCGAAUUUGUCAGAAGAAUACAGAUUUUCAGAUCCUAGAAAUUUCUGUGUCAUACCUUUGGAUAACUCGCCACCUGUGAUAACAGUUUGUGUUGAUGUCGCGGAAACGCCGCUGAAAUUUUACCUCUACACACCUUUUUUCAUCCUGAGCGCCCUGUUUUUGCUGCUUACCUUAGUGGCCUAUUGCUUUGUCGGCCCGGCCGAACGGAAAUCCCUGCACAACAAGACGAUUUGUUGUCAGUCGGCCGCCCUGCUCAUCGUUUACAUCUGCCUUUCGAUCACUUAUUUGACCGGUGGUUAUAACGCCAUGUGGUUCUGCGUCUCCACGACCUACUUCACUUAUUACUUCCUGCUGGCGUCAUUCUUCUGGCUCAACGUCAUGUGCGUCGAUAUGUACUUAACUUUUAGGAGUUUGACGCGAACGGUGGAAAUAAAAUACUGGCAGGCGUCGGUUUACGCCUGGGGGGUUCCCUCAGUUUUCGCAGUGGUGAUGAUUCUUGCUGACCAACUUACUACUGGACCUCUCAGCCCUGAUAUUGGAAAGGCAAGAUGUUGGUUCAACGGCUUUCUGACGGAGCUUCUGUACUUUGACGGAGUAAUAAUAAUUUUGCUGGUCGCCAACGUGGUCCUGUUCGGAAUGACGGCCAUCCAGUUGUGGCGCCUGAGGCGAGAGUCGAGACGCGUCCUGCAGACGAGCAACAGCCGCACGCACAUGGGCACCGACACGCAGCAGAACCGCGACCGAUUGACCCUAUUCUUCAAAAUGUUCCUUCUGAUGGGGUGCCUGUGGGUCAUGGAGGUCAUCUCGUGGGCCGCCAAGGGCCCGGACAGCUACUGGUACCUCACCGACAUUCUCAACAGUCUGCGCGGGGUGCUCAUUUUCUGGUUCUGCGUGUGGUCCAAGAAGUCGGUGCGGAAAGCGUUGCUCGGCAAAAUCACGCAAUGGUGGAAGAAUCCGAUUUUGGAGACGGCCAGUCCACAGCACUCGACGUCCAACACCGGCUCCACUCCCAUGACGCUGAGCACGGCCAGCGGGCUUAACGAGUUAUAAAUAUUCAUUUAAAUUCGGGAUUGUCAAAAAAUCUCAUUUUAAACGAUUUUGCUCACGUCGAUCUUCUCAGUUGUAAAUAUAUUUUCGGUGAAAGUACUCCUAUAAUUUGAGAAGUUUGAGCUUAUGAAAUCAGAAAUAAUUAAAUGAGACCUUUUAAAAUAUAAUGACUAAAGUGUAAGUUAAAGAUAUGAGCUUUUUUUCAAUAUUUUUGCUUUCAUGAUGUGACAUUAAUUUUACGUCUUGUUGUAAGUUGAUAGGGAAAUCAAUUUAGUUUAUUUUCUCGUGCCAAAAUGUAUAUAAAAAUAAGUUUGGAUGUUAAUGCUGGAAAAUACGUUAUAAUUGUAACAAAUUGUGAGAGGAUGCGAGUUGAAUCAUAAAUUUACUUUCCCUGUAAAAGGAAACAAUAGUUCUGUGACCACUCCUUAUUAACUAUGCUAUGGUACAAUAGAAGUAUUUUGUGAUUCGGAGAAGUGAAAUUAAAUGUUCUGUUUGAUUUUUUCACUAAAUUAAUAUGCAUAAUUUUAUUGAAAUAAAAUGGUAGAUACAAAAGAUCUGAUUU
Messenger RNA from Neocloeon triangulifer, 2151 nucleotides. RefSeq names its product G-protein coupled receptor Mth2-like. Gene Ontology annotation, molecular function: G protein-coupled receptor activity. Gene Ontology annotation, cellular component: membrane. The record is from RefSeq and is a predicted model, not a curated record. The transcript has 6 exons. Bases 93 to 1592 code for a protein of 499 amino acids. Gene Ontology annotation, biological process: G protein-coupled receptor signaling pathway; cell surface receptor signaling pathway. Lineage: Eukaryota; Metazoa; Arthropoda; Insecta; Ephemeroptera; Baetidae.